Oncorhynchus tshawytscha (Chinook salmon) is the source of this 1580-nucleotide messenger RNA. RefSeq names its product poly(A)-specific ribonuclease PARN. NCBI's taxonomy places the organism in Eukaryota, Metazoa, Chordata, Actinopteri, Salmoniformes, Salmonidae. The record is from RefSeq and is a predicted model, not a curated record. Gene Ontology annotation, biological process: nuclear-transcribed mRNA poly(A) tail shortening. Gene Ontology annotation, cellular component: cytoplasm; nucleus. Gene Ontology annotation, molecular function: poly(A)-specific ribonuclease activity; metal ion binding; RNA binding.
CAAAAACGUCACUACGCCGGAAGUGUUGGACAGAUUAAAAUCCUCUUGUGUGACAGCAGCGGUUCGGUACAUUGUAUUUUUUUUUUUGUCUUUCUGUAGGGAUGGAGGUGACACGAACAAAUUUCAAAGACAGUUUAAGCACUGUGUACAGCGCAAUAGAGGAAGCAGACUUUCUCGCAAUCGAUGGGGAAUUUUCAGGUAUUAGCGAUGGGCCCAACGUCAGCGCACUGACUAACGGGUUGGACACGCCAGAGGAGCGCUACAUGAAGCUAAAAAAGCAUUCCAUGGACUUCUUGCUGUUUCAGUUUGGACUGUGUACGUUCACAUAUGACCAGGCAGAGUCCAAGUACGUCAUCAAGACUUUUAAUUUUUAUAUAUUCCCAAAGCCGUUCAACAGAACCUCCCCAGACACCAAGUUCAUCUGCCAGAGUUCCAGCAUAGACUUCCUGGCCAGUCAGGGUUUUGACUUCAACAAAGUGUUCCGUCACGGGAUCCCGUACCUGAACCAGGAAGAGGAAGUGCAGCUGCGGGAGCAGUAUGAGGAGAGGCGGAGUCAGAGUAACGGAUCAGGAAACCCCUCCUACAUCUCCCCCAACCCAAACAAAGGCCCUGGCAGCGUCCCCGAGGAGCACAGGGAGUACAUCGGACGGGUGGUAGAGAAGGUGGAAUCUCUGUUCACUACCUCAGAAGAUGUGGACCUGGAGCCCUGCACUGGGUUUCAGAGGAAGCUGAUCUACCAGACUCUCAACUCCAAGUUCCCAAAGGGCCUUCAUGUGGAGACCUUGGAGACAGAGAAGAAAGAGCGGUACAUCCAGAUCAGCAAGGUGGACGACGAGGAGAGGAAGAGGAGGGAGCGGCAGAAACAGGAGAGAGAACAGGAGGAGCUGAAUGACGCUGUGGGAUUCUCCAGGGUCAUACACGCCAUCUCCAAAUCUGGAAAGUUGGUGGUUGGCCACAACAUGCUGCUGGACGUCAUGCACACCAUCCAUCAGUUCUACUGCGUACUGCCAGAGGACCUGAAUGACUUUAAAGAAGUCACUCAGUGUGUCUUCCCCAGGCUGUUGGACACCAAGCUCAUGGCCACUACGCAACCGUUCAAGGAGUUGAUCAACAUCACGUCUCUAGCAGAGCUGCAGAAACAGCUGAAAGAGAGCCCCUUCAAAUCUCCUAAAGUUGUGACGGCGGAGGGGUUCCCCAGCUACGAUACAGCCCAGGAACAGCUCCACGAGGCGGGCUACGAUGCCUUCAUCACUGGUCUCUGCUUCAUCUCCAUGGCCAACUACCUAGGUACUUUCCUGACUCCCCCCAGAGCCCACAUCCCAUCCCAAUCGAAACUCAUCCAACCCUUCGUCAACAAACUGUUCCUGAUGAGGAUCAUAGAUAUUCCCUACCUCAACAUCAGCGGACCAGACCUCCAGCCCAAGAGGGAUCAUGUUCUGUACGUCACCUCCUGGAAGACCAGUGACCUCUACCAGCUGUUCAGUGCCUUUGGCCACAUCCAGGUGACCGCCUGGGCCAUUGAUGACACGUCAGCGUUUGUAUCUCUGAGUCCACGGCCAGGUACAGAUGGAAACAACUGA